AUGGACGCCCUCAAGAACGAGCUUCGCACAACAUACGUUGCCUUAAAUGCCACGUUCAGAGAAUACCUUGAAUCACAAGGCUUUGAUAAGGCGAUAAUUGAUCAUUAUGUGCAGUGCUUCUCCGCAAACGUUGGAACCGGCAAACUCCAUCGGGGGUUAGCAACACUAUACAUUGGAAGGCAACUUGCGAAAACUGAAGUAAAUGAAGAACAGUCAAACCAACUCUGCGUCUUAGCAUGGCUUGUCGAGAUGCUAGGAGCGCACUAUCUGAUUCUGGACGACAUAAUGGACGAAUCGACAACCCGUCGUGGUGAACCGUGCUGGUAUCGCCAGCCACACAUCGGCCUCAUGGCCAUCAAUGACGCAUGCAUUCUGAAAUCUGCCAUCUUCUUUUUUCUCAAGAAAUUCCUACGCCAACAUCUCGCUUAUAUCGAUAUAGUCGAGCUCUUCGUUGACCUUGGACUCCAUACUGAACUAGGUCAGCUGUGCGAUCUUGCCGCUGCGAAAGAGGAGGAUAUCGGAAUGUUUACCGAGGAAAAAUACUGGUCGAUAGUCAAAGAAAAGUCUUCAUACAGUAUAUCAGGGCCAAUCAUGCUCGCUUUGGCAUAUUGGCGGCUCGCAACACCGAAGAACUUGGAACAGACUCAUACCUUUGCAGUGGCACUAGGUGAGUAUUUCCAGGUAAACGACGACUAUAUCGAUGUAUACGGGGACUAUGAGAUUACAGGGAAACAUGGGACGGACAUUCAAGACAAAAAAUGCUCGUGGCUCAUUAUUGAGGCGCUGUCUCGGGCAAACGAAGAACAGCGAAAGCGCCUUUUGCAAAACUACGGAAAGAAGGAGCCUUCUCACGUUGAUAUAGUGAAAAAAGUCUUUGAAGAGCUAGAUUUGCCGAAAGCCUUUAGGGAAUAUGAGGAGAAACAAAGGGUCAAGAUUGAAGGGAUAAUUGCGGCCAUGGAUGAAAGCGAAGGUUUGAAGCGUGACAUAUUUCUUAUGCUAUUUCAGGGCUUUAGAAAGGGACGACAAUUUUGA
Molecule: messenger RNA, 1032 nt
Organism: Trichoderma breve
Lineage: Eukaryota; Fungi; Ascomycota; Sordariomycetes; Hypocreales; Hypocreaceae
Product: polyprenyl synthetase domain-containing protein
Exons: 2
Coding region: 1-1032 (343 amino acids)
Biological process (GO): trans, trans-farnesyl diphosphate biosynthetic process
Cellular component (GO): cytoplasm
Molecular function (GO): (2E,6E)-farnesyl diphosphate synthase activity; dimethylallyltranstransferase activity
Source: RefSeq, a predicted model, not a curated record